CUUUAUGAUAAACUUCAAGGAUGGAGCUAGAAAUAUUAUACAGAAAAUGGUCAAAGAAGGUUUGACCCGGCGACUGCGUGUUAGUGGGUGGGGUGACGCCCACUCAACGUCAAGUCUCACAUGUUUCUUGCUCGGUUGCUCCUCCACCAACGCCUUUUCCGGCGGCUCUGGUGGUGGAUUUCCCACCAAAGAAGCUUCACAUUUCCGUUAAAGCUUCUCUUUUUCUCCUGUUCACACAUUAAACCCUUCUUCCCCGUGAAAAAUGAAGAUGGUUUGUUGGUUUUGAAAUCCACGCGCCUGUUAGGGGAGUUGGAGGCAGAAUCAAAAUCGUGCCUUCUGAGAUCAUAUUACCCUAUUUUUUAUGGGGCAAGAAGUCAAACAAGAGGGGAAAUCGCAAUUAGAGUGCAUAGGGUUUCCCUCACAACUCACAAGCAGCCGUCUGUAAGGCUUCCCCCAUUCCCUUUUUCGUGUAGCUCAGGUGAACAACUUUUAAACAAGGGUAGGUUUAAGAAAUCACCCUUACCCAAGCUGGAAGUAGUCGACGUCAACCUAAGAAGUGCUUUUCAUUAA
This is a messenger RNA of Lactuca saligna, 570 nucleotides long. The record is from the annotation of a GenBank genome assembly. Lineage: Eukaryota; Viridiplantae; Streptophyta; Magnoliopsida; Asterales; Asteraceae.